Molecule: messenger RNA, 1796 nt
Organism: Lolium perenne
Lineage: Eukaryota; Viridiplantae; Streptophyta; Magnoliopsida; Poales; Poaceae
Product: AAA-ATPase At3g50940-like
Molecular function (GO): ATP binding; ATP hydrolysis activity
Source: RefSeq, a predicted model, not a curated record
GAGAUUGCAUUGUAUCGAAGAAACUACCGUCAAUUGUCUUCUUUGGGGCUCCCCUCCAGAAUCUUAGAUCUAAAUCCUUGGUAGGAACUUUUUUUUAAGGGUAUCCUUGGUAGGAACUAGGAAGCCAUGGAUUACUUGCCAAAGACCAGUAUGGUGUCGUCGCCGGAGGGGGCAAAGGUGCUGGACGCGUACAAGAAAGCGCUCGCGACAGCGGCCUCGGUGACCGCGUACGCCAUGCUUGCGCGCGGCAUGGCGCGGGAGCUCCUCCCCGACGAGCUGCGCGCCGCGGUGAGCUGGGGCACGGCGCUGUUGCGCUCCCGCCUCGGCGCCCGCGAGAAGGAGCGCCGCACCAUCGUGAUCCGGCGCCAGCUCGGCAACAGCGCGUACGGCGGCGAGAACGACCUGUUCGACGCGUCGCUCACGUACCUAGCCACCAAGAUCGACCCGCACACGAUGCGCCGGCUCUGCCUCGAGCGGUCUCGCAAGAAGGAGCACGACGGGAGCAGCAGCUGGAGCACGCUCCUGUGUAUGGAGCACGGAGGCUCCACCACCGACGCCUUCGACGGCGUUGAGUUCCAUUGGACGUCCGUUGAGAGCGGCAGUGACGGCAACAACAACAACAACAGGGGCAAGGAAUCCCUGGAGCUCAGCUUCGACGUGGAGCACACGGAGACCGCGCUCGACAAGUACGUGCCCUUCAUUAGCUCCACGGCGGAGGAGCUCCGGCUCCGGGACCGCGCCCUCAAGAUCUUCCUCAACCAGGGCUCGGGCUGGAAAGGCAUCAACCACCACCACCCUGCCACGUUCGAGACGCUCGCCAUGGAUCCGUCCAUGAAGCAGUCGGUCAUCGCAGACCUCGACCGGUUCCUCAAGAGGAAGGAGUACUACCGGCGGAUCGGAAAGGCGUGGAAGCGCGGCUACCUUCUCUACGGCCCGCCUGGCACGGGCAAGUCCAGCCUGGUCGCCGCCAUGGCCAACUAUCUCCGGUUCAACCUCUACGACCUCGAUCUCUCCGGGGUGUACGACAACUCGUGCCUGCAGAGGCUCCUCAUCGACAUGCCCAACAAGUCCAUCCUCGUCAUAGAGGAUAUUGACUGCAGCUUCGACACCAUGUCAAGGGAACCCCGCAAGGCGCCUGGGGCGGGAGACACCUACUACUCAUCGGAGGAGGAGGAGGACCACGAGGAGUACGAGCGCCGAGCAGGAGCAGGUUACCAGCAGGAGCGCAAGAUCACGCUCUCAGGCCUGCUCAACUUCAUCGACGGGCUGUGGUCCACCAGCGGCGAGGAGCGCAUCAUCGUCUUCACCACAAACUACAAGGACCGUCUCGACCGGGCGCUGCUAAGGCCGGGCCGCAUGGACAUGCACGUCUACAUGGGCCACUGCGGAUGGGAGGCGUUCAAGACGCUGGCCCGGAACUACCACCUCGUCGACGACCACGCUCUCUUCCCGGAGAUACAAGCUUUAAUUGCGGUGGUGGAGGUGACGCCGGCCGAGGUGUCGGAGAUGAUGUUGCGGAGCGAGGACGUCGACGCUGCCCUAGGGGUGCUCAUGGAAUUCCUCCAAGGAAAGAGACGCGCACAAGAUGAGGCACAGGACGAGAAGGGCGUAGCAAAGUAGUAGAGAAAGAGCAAUGUUGUCAUCUCUUAAUUCUUUUGGUAUUACUGGGGCUCCUUGGAUUUAAAAGAGUUUUGCAGGAUUUUUUUGGAUACUUAGGAAUAUUUCCUACCAUGAAUCGGCUUGAUUAACAAGAUUAUAUAAUCUUUAGGAUUUUUCCUAAAGAUUUCUUCAGUCUA